AUGUCAGUUUAUCAACAAGCUCGUACCAUUCUAAAUCGCCAAGAAGAUACGUACGGUAACAAGGGAUCAAGCUCAAGGGAACAGUCAAAUGAAGUCAUAGAAAAUAGGGUGAACUUUGGAGAGAUACCACUAAUUGAAUAUUUUAUUUCUCUGACCUCGGUAUGCACAGAGAAAAUUAAUUAUAAAUGCUGUAGCUCAUUUGAACUUAAUUUCGCAUAA
Messenger RNA from Brugia pahangi, 219 nucleotides. The record is from the annotation of a GenBank genome assembly. NCBI's taxonomy places the organism in Eukaryota, Metazoa, Nematoda, Chromadorea, Rhabditida, Onchocercidae.